CACCAGGAAGGUCGGUGGUGUGUUGCACCACGCAAUCCGCUUCCCUUCAGAUUCUCUUCGCGUAAAUCGCCCCCGAGAAAUCGUUGCCUCGAAAGGCAAAAAUUUCAGUUGCCGAGUUUUAUUUCCUUCUGCUGCAUCGAAAGCAGAACCCACCCAGUGACUGCGGUUCCAAUUACCAGACAUAUACGCGCUACGUUGUUUAAUCCUUCGCUUCUCUGCCGCUCACUCCUCGCGAUAGAGAGAGAGAGAGAGAGAGAGAGAGAGAGAGAGAGAGCUGCUAUGGAAUUUGAGGUGAGGGUUGUUGGAGGGAUGGAGAGCUGCUUCGUCUCUCUCCCUCUCUCUCUCAUCCAAACCCUCCAAUCAACGCAUCUGGGCCUUCUUCCACCGAUUCUCGCACUCGAGCUCCGGUCUCGCCGCAGCAGCGACGAUUGCUGGCAUCUGGCCUGGUCGGGCUCAGCUUCCAAAUCGUCGGCUAUCGAGGUUGCUCAACAACUAGCGGAAUGUAUUUCUCUACCUGAUCGUUCUGAAGUACAAGUGAGAGCAAUUGCUAAUUUGCCCAAAGCUAUACUAGUGACAAUAGAGCCUAGUACUGAGGAUGACUGGGAAAUUUUAGAGCUUAACUCAGAGCUUGCAGAGGUGGCCAUAUUAAAACAGGUUGGUAUUGUCCACGAGGGGAUGAGGUUUCCUUUGUGGGUGCAUGGCCACACAGUCAUUGUGUUUUCUGUGGUUUCAACUUCUCCAAGUAAAUCGGUAGUGCAACUUGUGCCCGGAACUGAAGUUGCAGUUGCGCCGAAGAGACGCAAGAAAGAUGUGGAUUCAUAUCAAGUAGCCCCCAAACAUACAUCCGUAAAAGAACCACCUGUGCCAAAAGCACUCUUGCGUGUUCAAGCACAAAACAAAAGAUUGGUUCACAGAAUUGAAGUCAAAGGUGUUGAGCUGGGCAUAGUGCUCACUUCCAUUGCAUUUAUUCAUUCUGAAACAGCUAAGAAUCUUUUGUUUGAUAAUCUUCAAUUAGUUAUUGUGUUCUCAAGAUCAACUGUCAAUGAUAACGUGCAAAACCAAAAAAAUAAUACCCUGAGAAAAAUGAGCAAUUUGUCUGCUAACGAAAGGAAUUUGGAGGGUUCAACAAUUAGCAAGGGGGCUCCUAGACAUGCGAUUGUUCGGCUUUUACUUUCAGACUCUGUAGCAAAAGGACAUAUCAUGCUUCCUCAGUCUCUUCGCCUUUAUUUGAGAGCAGGCCUACAUUCAUGGGUUCAUGUGAAGAGAUACAACAUUACUCCCAAGAUGAAUAUUCCUUUGUUGACCUUGUCUCCUUGCCGGUUUAAGUUUGGGAAGGAUAACCCUCUUGAAAACAAUCGUCUUGAUAUUCCUGCGAGCCGAAAAGCCCUAAAGAGUAAAAGCACAUUUCUGAGGACUGAUUUGGUUGCCAGUGCAGAUGUAAUAGAUUGGUCAUUUCACGAAGAGGUCCUUGCUUCUCUCUCUUCUGGCUGUCCUAAAUAUGAAGGCGAAGAGGUCAUGUCUAAAUCUGUAACUACAAAGGGAAAUGAGUGUCUUAUUACUGCUUGGUUUAUUGGACAACUUGAGGCAAUUCGAUCAUUUACUGGUGGAAUAGAUGCCAACUCAAUAGUUUUAGGAAAUGAAACAUUGUUUCACAUCGAAGUGACUGGUCGGAAGUUUGGAAGCAUUACAAAGGAACAGACACCAUCUGGUGAUUCUCUAGAGAAGAGAAACAGGGCUGGAGAACCUCCAGUUGAACUUCUAUUUGUAUUGACGGCUGCUUUUGAGGAGUCUUCUUAUGAUGUCCAGCAUGACUGUUACGAGCUUGCUGCUAAGGCAGGAAACAUGUGCAUUGAUAACCUUGGAGGCUUGGAGCUCACACUUGGGAAGUUGAACUUUGGCGAACCUGCUUCUUUUGAUUCUGUUAAAGAGAAAAGCUCAGAAAGAAGCUUCAGUUUGACAGUCUCUUCUUUGAGCUGGAUGGAGACAGCUAUUUCAGAUGUCAUUAACCGUUUGACAGUGCUUUUAUCUCCAAAUUCUGGAAAGUGUUUCAGCGAUUUUCCUUUUCCUGGACAUGUUCUUAUUUAUGGACCUCCAGGUUCUGGAAAGACGUCAUUAGCCAUGGCUGUUGCUAAAUAUCUUGAAGAGCAUGAAGAAAUCUUGGCACACAUAGUUUUUGUAAGCUGUUCCAAACUUUCUAUGGAGAAGGCCCUGACAAUUCGUCAAUCACUUGCUGGUUACAUAUCUGAAGCUCUUGAUAAUUCUCCUUCCCUUCUCAUCUUUGACGAUCUUGAUAGUGUUGUUUCAUCUUCUUCUGAGCCUGAGAGAUCUCAACUUUCAACUUCCGUCACUGCACUUGUUGAAUUUUUUAAGGAUAUUAUCGACGAAUAUGGGGAGAAGAGGCCAAGUUCUUGUGGCAUUGGUCCAAUUGCACUUAUGGCUUCUGUGAAGUCUCUUGGGGAUCUGCCGCAAUCCUUGAGCUCUUCAGGGAGGUUCGAUUUCCAUGUGCAACUGCCAGCCCCAGCUGUCUCAGAACGAGGAGCCAUAUUGAAGCAUGAAAUUAAUAAACGUUCAUUAAAAUGCUCUGAAGACAUCUUGUCUGAUAUUGCUUCCAAAUGUGAUGGAUACGAUGCAUAUGAUUUGGAAAUAUUGGUUGAUAGGGCCGUCCAUGCUGCUGUUGGUCGCUAUUUGUCUUGUCAUGAUGUCUUGGAAGAAUGCGUAAAGCCUAUUUUAGUAAAGGAAGAUUUUUUACAAGCAAUGCAUGAUUUCCUUCCAGUUGCCAUGCGUGGUAUUACUAAAUCUGCUUCUGAAGGUGGUCGUGCAGGGUGGGAAGAUGUUGGCGGCCUUACUGACAUCAGGAAUGCUAUUCAGGAGAUGGUUGAAUUACCUUCAAAAUUCCCUAAUAUCUUUGCACAUGCUCCUUUAAGGUUAAGGUCAAAUAUUCUCUUGUAUGGCCCUCCUGGAUGUGGCAAAACUCACAUUGUUGGAGCUGCUGCUGCUGCUUGUUCCCUAAGAUUUAUAUCAGUGAAAGGGCCUGAGCUGCUGAACAAAUACAUUGGUGCUUCUGAGCAAGCUGUUCGUGAUAUAUUCUCAAAAGCAGCUUCUGCUGCACCUUGCCUAUUAUUUUUUGAUGAGUUUGACUCUAUCGCACCAAAGAGAGGGCAUGACAAUACUGGAGUUACUGAUCGUGUAGUUAACCAGCUUCUAACUGAACUAGAUGGUGUUGAAGCCCUCACAGGUGUAUUUGUGUUUGCUGCAACUAGUCGACCAGAUCUACUUGAUGCUGCACUAUUGCGACCUGGAAGACUUGACCGCCUUCUGUUCUGUGAUUUUCCAUCGUGGCGUGAGCGGGUGGAUAUUCUGACAGUUCUUUCCAGAGAGCUUCCUUUGGCUAGCGACGUUGAUCUGGAAGCCAUUGCUUCCAUAACGGAAGGAUUUAGUGGUGCUGACCUCCAGGCUCUUCUGUCAGACACACAGCUUGCAUCAGUUCAUGAGCUUCUGGAAAGUGGGGAUGUUGAUAAACCUGGAAAAAAACCAGUAAUCAGUGAUGUGCUUCUAAAGUCUGUUGCUACGAAGGCAAGGCCAUCUGUUUCAGAAGCUGAAAAGCAGAGACUUUAUGUCAUCUACAAUCAAUUCUUGGAUUCAAAGAAAUCCGUCGCUGCACAGGCAAGGGAUGUGAAGGGCAAAAGGGCGACUUUAGCAUAACCUGGGCCAUCAUCCUGUGGUAAACAAGUAACGGGAGAGAAGGAAUGAGUGGCUGGCAACCUCAAGGUUGGAACUCAAAUAAUCACUAUCUGAUGGAGAUGAGGCUUGACCCCAUAUUUCAGUUGUGGGCAAAUACUAAACCAUAUACAUUCAGCUCUCUGUGAGAAAUGCUCAUAGGUGUCUCUUUGUACUGUCAGAUCUAUGUGGCAAGGGAGCCUGCACAGUUGCUUGACACAUCGAAGACUGGACACGUCAGAAACACUUAGCCCAUCAACUUUGCUGUAAGAAAUAAAACCCUUGCAGACCUGGUCUAGUUAGCAUGGCUGCAUAGCUCAAGCAGAUAAGGCUAAGAUCAGAAACCGCCCUGCCAAAAGCAUGGGAUCCCCCUGUGGGUAUUGGUGGGGUUUAUGUGGGCAAAAAUCAACCACAACCAACAUUCCUAAGAUCAACACAUGUAACACGGUUUGCAGACUGAUGAUGGUCUUGGAGCAAGAUGUUUUAUGUUUGCAUACCAUUUGAAACAUUAGAACUAGAACAUCUAUGAUGUAUCUAACAUGGGCAGCUUUAGACAUUUUUUGCCCUUGCCAUUACAUAUCAUAGGGAAUAAAACUUUGAAUAUUCAAA
Magnolia sinica is the source of this 4326-nucleotide messenger RNA. Its product is annotated as peroxisomal ATPase PEX1. Gene Ontology annotation, biological process: protein import into peroxisome matrix. Gene Ontology annotation, cellular component: peroxisomal membrane; cytosol; peroxisome. The record is from RefSeq and is a predicted model, not a curated record. Gene Ontology annotation, molecular function: ATP hydrolysis activity; ATP binding. The transcript is spliced from 18 exons. NCBI's taxonomy places the organism in Eukaryota, Viridiplantae, Streptophyta, Magnoliopsida, Magnoliales, Magnoliaceae. Bases 280 to 3702 code for a protein of 1140 amino acids.